Molecule: messenger RNA, 2524 nt
Organism: Pimephales promelas (fathead minnow)
Lineage: Eukaryota; Metazoa; Chordata; Actinopteri; Cypriniformes; Leuciscidae
Gene: trhra
Product: thyrotropin-releasing hormone receptor a
Biological process (GO): phospholipase C-activating G protein-coupled receptor signaling pathway
Cellular component (GO): membrane
Molecular function (GO): thyrotropin-releasing hormone receptor activity
Source: RefSeq, a predicted model, not a curated record
AUGGAUAACGGUACUAUAUUCAAAUUUAACAACAACACUACUUCGAUAUGGACUGAUUAUACUGUCGAAUACAAGGUCGCGAGCAUCUUAUUAGUGAUCCUUAUUUGUGGAGUUGGAAUUGUUGGCAACGUUAUGGUCAUUCUUGUGGUCUUAACGACCAAGCACAUGCGUACCCCAACUAACUGUUACUUGGUGAGCCUGGCAGUGGCCGACCUCAUGGUCCUGACGGCAGCGGGGUUGCCCAACAUCACCGAGAGUCUUUUCGGCGGCCAGUGGGUGUACGGAUACGCCGGGUGCCUCUCCAUCACUUAUUUUCAGUACCUGGGUAUCAACGCGUCAUCCUGCUCCAUCACAGCCUUCACCAUUGAGCGCUACAUUGCAAUUUGCCACCCGAUAAAAGCACAGUUUAUGUGCACCCUCUCCAGAGCCAAGAAGAUCAUUGUUCUCGUUUGGGUUUUAACUUCCCUCUAUUGCGUUAUGUGGUUUUAUCUUUCCGACACGACAGAAGUUGUUUUUGACAACGCUGUCAUCGUGACGUGCGCAUACAAAGUAUCCAGAAACAUGUAUUUGCCAAUAUAUUUCACAGACUAUGCGGUGUUUUACGUUAUCCCUCUUUUGCUGGCCACUGUUUUAUACGGAUUUAUCGCAAGAAUUCUUUUCCUCAACCCAUUGCCGUUGGACCCCAAGGAAAGUCGAAGAAACUGGAAAAAGCAGUCGUCCGUGCAUGGGAACUCCAGGAGUUCCUCCAGCACCACGACUGCUGCUUCUCGGAGACAGGUGACAAAGAUGCUGGCAGUGGUGGUGAUUCUCUUUGCUUUGCUGUGGAUGCCCUAUCGGACGCUGGUGGUGGUCAACUCCUUCCUCAAGGACGCCUAUCUGGACACCUGGUUCCUUCUGUUCUGCCGUCUCUGCAUUUACAUGAACAGCGCCAUCAACCCUAUCAUCUACAAUGCCAUGUCGCAGAAGUUUCGCGCCGCCUUCCAAAAACUGUGCCAUUGCGGGCCCCAGCGCUCCGAGAAGCCCCCCACUUACAGCGUGGCCCUCACGUACAGUGUCAUCAAGGAGACCUCCAACGGAGAAAGCCCAGACCACUACACCACAGAGCUGGACGACAUCCGCGGAGCCGCCGAAGAGCUCCUGCCCGAGAGGAAGAGGUUGUCAUGUAAAGAGUCCUCACUAGCUUGUAAAGGCACAUUGGCAAGUGCUUAGCUCCUCAUUGGUUUGUGUUGAUUAGGUUACUUCAUUUGCAGUGUCAGCAGUUUCACAGUGCCUCAGAGUAGCCUGGAGUGGUGGCCACAUGAAAACAGUAUUUUGACAAUCACAGACGUUAAUUAGCAGAUUUAUCAUAACUUUUCAAACUAGAGUUUGCUGAAGACCAAAAUAGGCCCCAUUCCAGUCCUGUGCAGGUGCCGUAACGCUCCUAAAGCAAUCAUGGACAGAUGAUUGAAUGGUUGAUUGAACAUGAAAGGGUGAUAGUAGAUUUGGAUGUGAUUUGUGGACUCAAAGCACUACCACUGUGGUCACUGUGGCAACAACCACAUGCAUCACUGCCAAGACAUCACUCAAGAAAACUUGUUCCAAGAACGGGUGUCAAAUUGAUACUUACACUACACUCUAAACAAAUGGGCAGUUGAUUACUUCUCGGUUUCACUCGUAAGCUCAGUUUUACAAUUGUGACUCAAAUGUAUUCUGCCCAAUUUCUGCCCAAGGAGUGUAAAAUGACCCGAGUCUCAAAUCAUCAUUUUACACCUAACCCUGGCACUAGAUUGAAGGGUGUUGUAGAUUCAAGUCCUGAACUUUAGGAUUUUAGCAAGCCACGAUUGACACCCACUUCCCACAUUUAUCAGUCAAAUACCAGAGUAAACAUGUGUCUGUUGCUUUUUUCACAUAUAUUGUGAAUAGCAUCAUCAGCCGAGGCUGUUUUCUCACAGUGGCAUUGAUUUCCAAGCAGAGCUCAAUUUUAGCAGAUAGUACACUGCAAAAUUAAGGAGAUGAAAAUAAUUUGUCAUUUUAGAUGUUUAUAUCUGUAUCAUGUGCAUCUUUGUGGUAUACUUAAGGGAAGGUAAUUUAACAAUUAUUUUAUAGGUAACAUUUUACAAUAAGGUUUCAAAUUUAGUUAACAUGAACAAAGAAUGAACAAUACUUCUACAGCUUUUAAUCAUCUUAGAUAAUGUUAAUUUUAACUUUUAUUAUAAAUUUGCAUUUGUUAACACUAGUUAAUGCACUUUGGACUAACAUUAACAAAGAUUAAUAAUUAAAUACUGUAACAAAUGUAUUGCUCGAUGUUAGUUCAUGUUACCAAAUGAGACCUUAUUGUAAAGUUUAUGCUGUAAAUACCUUGUUUUAAUCACUUGAAGAAAAAAAAAAAAACGUUUCAGCUGUCUAUCUGUAGUUUUCAGUAGUUGGUUGCUGUAAAAUAACAGUGUGAACAUGGAUUGUAAUGUGAACUUUUAACCUAACAACUAAAAUAUAUUUUCCUCAUAAACACUUUAUAUGAUAAAAUGUACAGCUUUUGUGAUGUAAG